AUGCGAGAAAGACAUCCUACAAAUGAAGACCACAUUCCAGAGACCAAAGAACAAGCUGAAGACUUCGAAAACAGAUCACGGAAAAACGACACGAAUGACCCCGGAAUCGCGUCUUCAGCGGACGGUCACAGGCGUGGUACAAGUAGUAUAGAUGCUCCAGUGCUAGUGGAAAAUCGACUGAGUGUUCCGAAUUCCAGACGGCCAUCUCGAUCACCCACCACCGAGGCUCGUUCGGCCACUCUAGCCAAUGGGACAUUCAUAGCGGGCUAUGAAAUUCGUCCCGGAUUGGCUAAACCAGGAAUUCAUUAUGAAAACGUUAAUGGUGGUGUACUGCGCUUCACUGGGGAGGAGGUUGAACAACAUAUCACAAUUCAGUUGAAUGACGAACGACAAAUUCAAACGAUUACCGAACCCAUCGAUUUUCAUGUGAUUCUACUCAAUGCUCCAACUCCCGAGAUGUUCGUAUCCGGAUCGGAUGGAGCAGACUACGCCAAGUUGAAUAUUGCUUUGCCCGGAACCCCGUCUGUAUUACGCGUGCAACUGUUACCACAUGAUGCGGCUGAUUACUUUGAGAUGCAAGCAAGUCGUUUCUACGUUGAUCCAAAUACCAGUACCAUUCCGAUCACUGUUCUGCGUCAGGGUGUGUGCCAUGCGACCAGUCAGGUGCGGAUAAUGACAAGAGAUGGCACAGCAAAACAACGUAUAGAUGAGAAAGAAGCACGGGACUACGAGCCGAUCAAUGAAAUUCUGGUGUUUAAACCUGGUGAAACGUGUAAGACUGUAGUUGUGGAAGUCGAUCCAAACAAACAAGUAAGUUGA
Echinostoma caproni is the source of this 819-nucleotide messenger RNA. Lineage: Eukaryota; Metazoa; Platyhelminthes; Trematoda; Plagiorchiida; Echinostomatidae. The record is from the annotation of a GenBank genome assembly.